This is a messenger RNA of Poecilia reticulata (guppy), 1883 nucleotides long. NCBI's taxonomy places the organism in Eukaryota, Metazoa, Chordata, Actinopteri, Cyprinodontiformes, Poeciliidae. The record is from RefSeq and is a predicted model, not a curated record.
UGUUUAAAAAAAGCUACAUAUUAUUUUAUCUUUUAGAGAAAACCUGUCCUGAAGGAUGGAGGAUGUUCAGCUGUUCUUGUUAUCUCCUCUCUACAUCGUCUGGCUCCUGGGAUGAAGGCAGAACUGACUGCAGGACCAGAGGAGGAGAUCUGGUGGUGAUAGAUGACGAUGAUGAACAGAAAUUUAUUUCUACAUUCACCAAUAAACAAACAUGGAUUGGUUUGAAUGAUAAAGAAACUGAGGGAUCCUGGAAGUGGGUUGAUGGCACUCCGCUACUUGCCAAAUACUGGGCGGCCCAACAGCCUGAUAAUGGUGGUGGAGACCCACAGUGGGGGGAGGAGGACUGCGCACAUACCAGGAUUAGUGUGUCAUGGAAUGAUCUUAAAUGUUCUGCUUCUCUUCAUUGGCUCUGUGAAAAGGAUCCAGUCUAAUGCUGGGAGUGUGUUAGGAAUUGCUUUACACUUGAGACUUAAGUUUAAUUUGCUCUGCUGUAUGCGUUACUGCAUUGUUGUCUGUGACUGCCUUCUAGUGGUCCCUGUGAAUAUAAACAUGAAGGCCUGAUUGAAAUGACUGCAACAACAGUGUGCACCAAUGCUGCAAAUCCAAAGGGUGGCGCUAAACACACCAAAUGAAAACAAACAAACAAACAGUCAGCUCAUUAAUAGAAGAAAAAAAUAACACACUUGUUUUAAGUAUAUUCUGUUUUUGACCUCUUUAGAUUAUUUCUCAGGAACCACAAGGACAAAAAAACGGCAUUGUGUACUUAUUGAGAAAUCAUCUUAUUUAAUCCUUUCUUCUUUUGUAAUAAGACAGUAAACAAACUAUAUCAUUCUCACCAUAAGACACAUCUCUGAGUGGAGGGCAGCAGUUCAUCUUAGUGAAUAUGAACACAUUCCUAUCCUCACAGUCUGAGUGACUCACAUUUACGUACGUACAGGCCUCAACAUUUGAUCGUGUGAUCAGUUCUCAUUAACUAAUGUGUGUUCAGUAAACUUACAACCACCAGAACAGCAGGUACUAAAGGCCUCUUGUUACUUGACAGAACAAAAGCUCCUGUCUGCUACCUUUACCACAGCUUACUGUACUGGUUACUGUCCAUUGUGACAAUGGCAUUGGAAAGUGUUGUAUGGAUUGCAUCAAUGUGAAAAGUUGGACCUGCAUGUUGUCAUUUUUGUAGCUUUUAAAGGCAAUUAAAUAGUAAACUUUCAAAUCCUGGAGGUCUAAUUUUUUGUGUGUACUUUCCCUUGCCCCUGUGCCUCUCUCUCUUUCCAUCAGUCUUGUAAUGAAGGUCUUCAUUACUUUGGCUGUACAACACUUAAAAAUGUGUGUUAAAUGACAAAAGAAAUGCAUUUUGAAUGAUAAAUGAAACCAAUAGAAACAGAUUGACGUAUUUUAUUGAUUGUGUGUUUUUGUGCAGUGGCAUCUCAGCUGGAACUGAUGGUGACCUGUUGAAAUACAACAAACAAAGGGAUAAUAUAAGUAUUGCGAUUGUUUGAAAUGUUGAAGGCUUUGUGUGGGUGUGGCUUACCUCUGUCGCUUCCUCUGCAGGGUGUUCAGGCUAAAAGAUUCCCUGGGGGCCUGAGCACCUUUUAAAGGUUCCAGAAGAGACCAAAGCAGAUGGAAGAGGGGGAGCAGUAGAGCUACACAUUUUAUAUAUUUAAUGUUUGAUUUAUAUUUGGAUUGAUAGAAAUUGGUUUUUAGAGAUGAUUAAAAUGAAUAACAUUUGGUAAUGUAUAUUAUUCUGAAGAUUGUGUUAGUUUGUCAAACUGUGUUUGUGUGUAUGUAUUUUGUUUUACCCUGUUUCUUGGUGGGUUUGUAAAUUGGAACAGCCAGCUACUAUAAAAGGCUGCAUGUUGGCCACAUUGAGUAUUGCUGCUGAGACC